Messenger RNA from Heterobilharzia americana, 3630 nucleotides. The record is from the annotation of a GenBank genome assembly. NCBI's taxonomy places the organism in Eukaryota, Metazoa, Platyhelminthes, Trematoda, Strigeidida, Schistosomatidae.
AUGCCCAAGGACGCUAGUAAUAAUGUAGAACAACAAUCUUCCGCUGAGUUUUUUUCUCAUGAUGGUAUUUUCACUCUGGAACAGGCCCAGUGGAUAAGGGUCACUAACUCGUUAACGAACCUACAGGUUUGCAACAGCUACUUAGUUGGCGCCACCGCAAAAAACACCCUGCUAAGGACAUCUACUGUUCCUCCGGCUAACGUAUCUGAAAUUGAAAUUAGCCGUCAGUCAGAUGAUCGCGUUCAUAAUAUUUUUUUGGAUCCUAUGGGCUGGCAUACUAUAAUCAGUAUGCAGUCUGGUAUGAACUUUUACAUCAAUAGAAGUAUGAAGAAGGUUCGUCCAUUGAAUAAAGCGAAGGAUCAUUUAUUUGACUCUGUAGCCUGGAAUCAGCAUAAUAUAAAUGAGUUAUCUACACAAGAAAUUCUAAUUGGUACGAAUGAUGGAUUGAUAUUUGAGACAGUAUUAAUAUUCAACGAGGAUGGCUUUUUUAGUUCAGGGACUGUUGAACAAUACUGGAUUCAGAUGAUUAAUUUAGGACAUAGCGUAACUGGUAUUGAAGUAAUUCGCUUUCCAACUGGUUCGACUAAUGUAUUAGUUGGUGAGCCACAACGGUGUGUGGUAUUUGCAACAACACCUAGUCGUAUGUACCAGUUCGCUGGCUGGAUUAAUACCAACGGACCAGCAGCGGGUUCACUUCUGUCUCAUCUAGCGUCGAAUACUACAAUAACUGCCAGUGGUUUAUCAGGUGCAACAGUUGCCACUUCUGGUCAUCGAUCUAGUUUGGUAAAUGAGUAUACUCAACAGGCUGUAGGUGCACAGAAUACUGCAAUAUUUCCCAACGUAACUGGACUUUUCCAUGGUGUAUUCAAUUCGGAUGAUAAAUUGCCAGCAGGUUCUAAGGUGACUGAGUUCCCUGGAAGUUUUGGAUACAGUGAUUUAAAACUCUAUUGUAACCCGAGUGAUGAACUUCCCAGUAAAUUCGCUUGGAUGACAGGUCCUGGUGUCUACUUCGGUCAUAUAAAAACGGAACAGCUAAGUAUGCCACCAUUUACAAAACUCUCAGCAAAUGAACAAUCUUCUGAUAUGAAGUUAUUUCCAAGUGAGAUUGCAUCUUCUACUACUAUUGAGGAUUCAGAUGAUCCAAAUCGACUGAAAGAUGUAUUCUCUGGUCGUGGUGUCAAUCUAACUAGGAAUACAAAGCUUAUCCCCUACCCAAUUAUUCAUAUGCUUGAACGACCUGGUGUACCUUUAGGCAUCUGUAUGACAGAAUUUCAUCUAAUCAUCGUAUAUAUGGAUCGCGUAAAAGCUGUCAACACUUUGGAUGGUCGAGCAGUUUACUCUAUGCCUUUAAGUAAUAUGAUUGGUAGUGAAAGAGCUCUGGGUGUAUCACGUGAUGCAAGCUGUAAUCGUAUCUGGAUAUUCAGUAAUAAUCAUUUAGCCCAGUUGAAAAUCAAAAAUGAAUUGUGUAGAAUUUGGCAAAUCUACUUGGAUCGUUUGCAGUUUGAUGAAGCUCGUCAAUUUUGUAAGGAUUCAAACCAGCUAGAUACAAUAAACAUUCGAGAAGCGGAAUAUAACUUUGACAAUGGAAAUUAUAUACGUGCAGCUAAAAUGUUUGCUCGUAGUUCAAUACCACUUGAACAAAUUGCCUUACGUUUCUGUCAUUUAUCUUCGGCAAGUUAUCAAUCACUUGCAUCACUGGAUACUUUAACAACAAUCUCCUCUUCAUUAGUUCAACAAGGUUAUGAAAUUAGCGAUGAUCACGAUGUCAUGGAGGCGUUAGUAAAGACAAAAGGUGAACAGCAGCAGCAACAAGAAAUCAACUCAUCUACGCGACAUUGUAAAUCCUUACUGAUGACUAAGUUGUCCAAUCCAUUUAGAACAGACUUGUUUUCAUCAACAUCAUCAUCAUCAUCCUGCUUUCUGGAUCCAUUGAAAGUAUUCAUAUCUGCGAAAUUGGACUAUUUACUAGAGCAAAAGUGUCCAAAGAGCAGUAAAUCAGUGUCUAAUCUGUCUGGUCAAAUCAUUUUGUUAUCUCUUUGGCUAAUUGAAUUACUGCUAACUGAGUUGAGUUUAGUACGUGAUCGUCUUGCGAAACAAGAUUAUAAUAGUACUGAUAAUGAAGUUGGUAGCAACAGUGGCGGUAACGGCGAUGUAAAGCGUGAAUUUCGUGCAACAUUGACAAAUUCAGAAGUGUUGAGUUUUUUAUCUAGCGCCAAAUUUCUGAUAUAUGAUCUGUUGGAAAGUCAUGGGGAAAAUGAUGAACUUGUUUAUUUCACUGAACUGAUGGGAGAUUACCCUCGUCUAGUGGAUCAUUAUAUGCGGCAGUGUAUGUACAGUGAAGCACUAAGAAUACUGGCCGUUCAACCUAACUGUAUCAUUCAGUUUUAUGAGUAUGCGUCGUGUUUAGCUAGCAAAUGUCCAGAGGAAUUCGUUAAUAUGUGUCUUCGUCUAGACAAUAAAUUGGAAUCUAAUCGCCUUCUUCCUUGUCUUAUGCUGUUACCGCAUACUCAAGCGAUCAGAUAUUUGGAGCACAUGGUUGAAAAGUAUAAUUAUACCAGUAGUGGAACAAAUCAAGCUUUACAUCAUAUGCUAAUCUCAUUGUAUGCUAAUGAAUAUUGUCAACAGCAAAAUGAUAAAUUAAUGGUUUACUUGGAAACAGUUAGUACACAAGCUGUUAAUAUGCGAAAGUUGAAACAAAGACACCAUGGUGGUGAAGAAGGGGAUUAUUAUCAAUCUUCAGAUUUUGAUUUAUCUGAUUUGUCGUUGCUAGACGCAGAUACUGUAACUACACCAACUGGAAAUAUGAAUGCAUUGAAGUUUUUAACUAGUCAACAUGAUCAGUUGAACGCAGAAGAGAAUAUUCAGUCGUUGUUGCCAUAUGAUCCGGGUUUUGUGCUUCGUUUAUGCAAAGAAAUAUUGGAUAUGCAUCAAGAAGCCCUACAAUUAGCCAUUGAAUGGAAUGAUAUUCCAUUGGCGAAAGAGAUUGCUCAGAGUGAUUUUCUGAAUUCCAGUCUUCGUCGACAGUUGUGGAUUCGACUAGCCCAACACAUUAUCAGUACUAACGGAAAUAUGCAAGAAGCUAUUAAUUUAUUACGUGAAUGCCCUCUAUUGAAGUUGGAAGAUAUUCUUCCUUAUUUCCAUCAAUUUGUUACAAUUGAUCAAUUUAAAGACUUAAUUUGUACUUCAUUGGACUCGUAUAAUGAGCGAAUUGAAAAUGUGAAAAAUGAAAUGCAAACAACAAUGAAAACGAUAGAUGAACUGCGUUUACAAUCGAGUAACCUACGUUAUAGAUGUGAAAUUGUACAGAAUGAUUCACGAUGCAUCCAUUGUAAUCAUCUUCUGACUUUACGUGCCUUCUAUCUAUUCCCGUGUGGUCAUAAUUUUCAUAUCAACUGUCUCACGGAAUUAGUGAAACCAUAUUUAUCACCAGAGCAAAAGUUACGAUUGUCCAAAGCUGUAGAAUCUGAGAAUACUGGAAAUACAGUAUCGAUCACUAGUUUUGAGGAUAUAUUCGAUGAAAUUAUCGCUGAUGAUUGUAUUCGAUGUGGUCGUAUAGCCAUUGACAAUAUAUCCAGGUUGUAUUAUGACGAUCAAGGGAUUUAUGAAAAGGAACUGUCAAUUUGGCAAUAG